Molecule: messenger RNA, 2976 nt
Organism: Drosophila arizonae
Lineage: Eukaryota; Metazoa; Arthropoda; Insecta; Diptera; Drosophilidae
Gene: 5-HT2A
Product: 5-hydroxytryptamine receptor 2A
Biological process (GO): serotonin receptor signaling pathway; chemical synaptic transmission; G protein-coupled receptor signaling pathway, coupled to cyclic nucleotide second messenger
Cellular component (GO): dendrite; plasma membrane
Molecular function (GO): neurotransmitter receptor activity; serotonin binding; G protein-coupled serotonin receptor activity
Source: RefSeq, a predicted model, not a curated record
CAGCAGCGACACCGACACCUGAAGCGCCAAGAGGCGAAACAACCGCUACGACAACAUUCGCAUCGCAGUCACGCGAUUUCAGCUGUCGUGUGGCUCAAACGGCACAGUCCGAAGCCUGGCAGCCGUUUAUUAGCUGCGAGGCGGCCCACGCCGACAGCAACGAUUCCUACAACAGCAGCAGCAACAUCACCAGCAUCACCAGCAACAGCACCAGCAACAGCAGCAUCAGCAGUAGCACAACAUUCCAUUGCACAUUGCAGGGCUUCGAUAGGGACGAGGAUAACGUGCUGUAUGCGUGCAGUGCUGUGCUCGAGGAGUCCGAGGCAGAGGCGGCCGUAUUAGGGCCAUGCAUGCUAGACACGCAACUAUCGAAGCCGCCGCACGAGCCGUACGCGCAAUUCGAACUGGAAAUCAAUGGGACCGUUAGUGAUAAUGUGAGUGAUACGUUUAGUUUUAGUAGCAAUUGCAAUCGACAGUUGUUUCUAUGUGAGUCCAUGGACGAGGAGCUGCUGUGUCAGCUGCAGCUCGAGCAGGAAACUGUGCGCCCCACCACGGCGCAAACAGCGACCAGCUGGCUGAACUUUCGCAUCGACCUGGGCGAUAGCCUGUGGUCCUGGCUGAACUUCAGCGAAAUGGUUGAGAAUGUCAGCGGGGGCCACGGCAACGACAGCGCCAACAAUUCAACUACGAGCUUGGACAUGAUACUGUCCAACUACACCAUAUCCGACACAACAAUGAGCACAACAACAACGGCGGCAGCCGACAUUGUCAUAUCGAGGAGCUUCCUGGACUACUCCCCACACGGCUACGACUGGCUGUUCUUAUUCGUCGUCUUCUUCAUAUUUGCCGGCGGUCUGGGCAAUAUACUUGUCUGUCUGGCCGUCGCCCUGGAUCGGAAGCUGCAAAAUGUCACCAACUAUUUCCUCUUCUCGCUGGCCAUAGCCGAUCUGCUCGUCAGCCUGUUUGUUAUGCCCAUGGGCGCGAUUCCAGCAUUUUUAGGCUACUGGCCACUCGGCUUCACGUGGUGCAACGUGUACGUUACCUGCGAUGUGCUCGCCUGCUCCUCGAGCAUACUGCACAUGUGCUUCAUCAGUCUAGGCAGGUAUAUGGGCAUCCGCAACCCACUGGGCUCGCGACAUCAUUCCACGAAGCGCCUGGCUGGCAUUAAAAUAGCCAUUGUCUGGGCCAUGGCCAUGCUGGUGUCCAGCUCAAUAACGGUGCUGGGUCUGGUCAACGAGAAGAACAUAAUGCCCCACCCGAAUGUGUGUGUGAUUAACAAUCGAGCCUUCUUUGUGUUCGGCUCGCUGGUGGCGUUCUACAUACCAAUGCUGAUGAUGGUCUCGACAUACGCACUCACCAUUCCACUGCUGCGCAAGAAGGCCCGCUUCGCCGCCGAGCAUCCGGAGAGCGAACUCUUCCGUCGGUUGGGCGGGCGCUUCACCAUACGCCCACAGCACGGCCAGCAACAGAUGCAGAUGCACGGCAGUCUCACCAGGAGCACUUACAGCAACAACAAGUGUCUGGCAAUGGGUGGCAGCAGUCGCAAUGUUAACAAUGCAGAGACCGGAAUGGGUAUGGGCGUGGCGUCAAGGACAAGGUGCACCAGUGCAGGCGGAGGUGGCAGCAAUAUUGACUGCACCGAGCGACCAUUGAUGCAUCAGCGAGCCACAUCCAAUCGAAGUGUCCCCAGCGUCAGCUUUCGCAACGUGGCCAAUGGAGGCGGCUGCGACGGCGACAGCAGCAACAGCAACAGCGGUAAUCUGAAUAAUACAGGACGGACUAACUUCCGACUUGCUGGCAGUGGCAUCUUGCGGCAAUCGUCCACCCCACCGACAACGAUCUCGUCCACAUCUUUCUCGACGCGUGGCAAGGCACCGACCAGUAGCUUCUGGCGGAAGCGUGCUGCUGCCGGCAGUCCCUAUCUCCUGGACAGUCAUCCGAAUCGACGGGCCUCGUUGCGCGGCAGCGUCUCGCAGCCACAAUUGGGUUACGCGACAAAUGGAAAUGGAGGACAGGAACCAGGUGGCGGAGCCAACGUGCCUGGCGGAGCAACAGUUGGGGCAAGCAGCUGCAUAAGUGCUGGAAGCGCUGGCGACGGUGGCCCAAGCAGAAAGAACUUAACCACCAUUCAGACACACUGUGGAGGCGGUGGCGGUGGCACUGGCAAUAGCUGUGGCAACGGUAAUGAGAAUCAGCAGCAGGUGACGACAACGCGACGCCACAAGCUGCUCCCCUUCAAGCUGUCAUUCAAUCGAGUUGCCACGCCUGCGCUGAACUUGAGAUUUCUCAACAAUCGCGCCAAGCGCAACAGCCUCUCGGCAAAUGCGGUGGCCACGGAGCAGAAGGCCACCAAGGUCCUGGGCCUGGUCUUCUUCACCUUCGUCCUGUGCUGGUCGCCGUUCUUCAUACUGAACAUCAUAUUUGCCGCCUGCCCUGAAUGCCAAGUGCCCGAGCAUGUGGUCAACACCUGCCUCUGGCUGGGCUACGUUUCCUCGACGAUCAACCCGAUCAUUUACACCAUCUUCAAUCGGACAUUUCGAGCGGCUUUCAUCCGCCUGCUCAAAUGCAACUGCGAACGCUCGGGCCGCCCGCUACGCUAUCGCUCCGUGACCGAAGGGCGCAGCGCCUUGAGUCUGUGCGCCCCCUCAGCCCUGCCGCUGGCCAUCUCGUUUCAGGGCGCACCACUAAUGACGCCAUCCACGACGAAUGCGACGCCGCUGAGUGAGUUCCGGAGCAGUUAUACAAUCAACGAAGACGAGCGCUAAGCAGAGCGUUUGGUCACUUGCGUUCAGAGAGUCAAACUCGAAUUUACGGGCUAUGUUGUUAUGAAAGUACAGGUAAACGAGGCAAACUACCGACGAAUGGUCGAUGGGACGAAUUGGCGAUGAAUCGAAUAGUCAGACACACUUCAACAUGUACUUUAAGCUGAAAGCCAAAUGAAAGUCAAGAUAAUAUUACAGGGUGACCCAUUCCAAA